ACGAGAGCGCGUGGCGGUGGCGAAGGCGUUGUUGGGCUUGCGCGUUGCACGCUCUCAGGGCGCGCAACCUGAUCGCACGCACCACCGCAACCUCUCGCUACACCCGUGGCGAGACCAUCAAGAAAUCCCGGGGCCGGCCGUCGUCAUCACCGUCAUCGCACCGUCAUCGAUGUGUGUUGUGAUGGUGUUAGUUCAGUUCCCUGCGCUGGCACUAGGGAUUAUCUCUCGUGGAAACGGCGGUAAGAGGCUGGUAGUUGCCCACCAGAACCCGGCUGCUGAUGCUCGCCGUCGUCGUCGUCGUCGUGUUCGUCGUCGUCACCGUCGUGCUUGUUGUUGCAGCAGCAGCAGCAGCAGCAGGAGCAGCACCAGUGGCAGCAGCAUGGCGAGCUGGUGAGCCGUUAUGUUGACCAACGGCGCAGUGAGCAACGAGUGCUUGGCCGAGGCAAACGCAAAGUUCAAAAACCAUCGUCUCGCGGUGGUCGCUCAGACGGCCACAGUGUUUGGGGCCCGAGACACAAACCGUUAGUCCGGCGUGAACGUGUAAAGUGUGGAGUGAAGUGCCAGAGGGAGAGGUUUGCUGCACGACGACGAAGACGACGAUCGAUCAGAAGCCCACACGAUGGAACGGGCGCUGAGGCGUUAUGUGAAAGUCCACGGGUAUGCCGUCGCCAUGGCUGCCCUAUUUUUUGGGUGCAUCUUUGUGGCCAGCAUUGUCAGCGCGGACCAGCUGAACCGCUCGGCGAAUGCAUAUGCGUUCUUUCGAUCGCGACCGCUCGAACAGCUGAUCUUCUCGAUCGCCUGGAUCGUGGCCGGGAUGAUCUUUCUGCUGGGGUUGAUCUGCGAGCGCAAGGAGGCCAUCUUCCCGUUCGCCACGAUGUUCCUGGUGGAGUGGAGCUUGCUGUUGGUGCAGCUGAUCGGAAAGGUGGAGCACCGGGGUAUCAGCGAGCUGCUCCUGUCCGCCGAAGCGGCCGUCUUUCUCCUGGUGCCCCUGUACGUCGGUUAUACGCUCGUCAUCCUGUACCGCGUGUUCGACAAUCGGUACAAGGAGGAGGAGGACGAUAUCGAGCAGCAGGCUACCCGAUUGCCGGUCAAGUUCUUCUUCGGUGACGAACCGGAUGAUUCGUACAGCUAGUGGCCGUUAUUAGAACCAUUAAGACUCGUACUACCGUUAAGAUCAGUAUGUUAGACUAAUUUAUGGGCACACUCCGCCCCACCGGGGGUGCUGCUGCACUGUGCCGUAAUUCCUGUGUGAGAAUAACCAUUCGAAUGAAAUGAAGUAAAGAUCCUCAUCGCUUAUCGCGAUCGAGGCGACCAUCUGA
Messenger RNA from Anopheles darlingi, 1319 nucleotides. RefSeq lists its product as uncharacterized. The transcript has 3 exons. The coding region runs from base 620 to 1132 and encodes 170 amino acids. Lineage: Eukaryota; Metazoa; Arthropoda; Insecta; Diptera; Culicidae. The record is from RefSeq and is a predicted model, not a curated record.